Molecule: messenger RNA, 2646 nt
Organism: Diospyros lotus (date-plum)
Lineage: Eukaryota; Viridiplantae; Streptophyta; Magnoliopsida; Ericales; Ebenaceae
Product: methylcrotonoyl-CoA carboxylase subunit alpha, mitochondrial
Exons: 16
Coding region: 62-2263 (733 amino acids)
Cellular component (GO): mitochondrion
Molecular function (GO): methylcrotonoyl-CoA carboxylase activity; metal ion binding; ATP binding
Source: RefSeq, a predicted model, not a curated record
ACUGAUUGAUUGGCACUCGCAUUGCUCAGCAGCGCCGAUCGCAGUGCUCUGAAACUGAAGCAUGUCGUCCAUGGCGUCGAUGGUUCGUCGUAAACUUCAUCACCGGCCGGCCGUUCUCCACUUCAGGUUCUUCUGUGCAGCGCCGGCGAAGGAGCGGAAUGAUCGAAGGAUAAAGAAAAUACUGGUGGCGAACAGGGGGGAAAUAGCGUGCAGAAUCAUGAGGACGGCCAAAAGGUUGGGGAUUCGAACCGUCGCCGUGUACAGCGACGCGGAUAGGCUCAGCCUUCACGUGAAAUCGGCCGACCAAGCCGUUCGCAUCGGUCCGCCUCCGGCUCGAUUGAGUUAUCUCAACGCCGCCUCCAUCAUUGAAGCUGCAGGUCGUACUGGCGCUCAGGCUAUCCACCCAGGCUAUGGUUUCUUAUCAGAAAGUGCCGACUUUGCUCAACUUUGUGAAGAUGAGGGUUUUACAUUUAUUGGGCCUCCAGCAUCUGCUAUCAGGGACAUGGGUGACAAAAGUGCAUCAAAGAGGAUAAUGGGUGCAGCAGGUGUGCCACUUGUGCCUGGAUACCAUGAUGAUAAUCAAGAUAUUGACCUUAUGAAGGCUGAAGCAGACAAGAUUGGGUAUCCUAUUUUGAUAAAGCCAACUCAUGGAGGGGGAGGGAAGGGCAUGAGAAUUGUGCAAAGUCCGAAUGAAUUUGUUGACUCUUUCUUGGGAGCAAAACGUGAGGCUGCUGCUUCUUUUGGCAUAGAUACAAUUUUACUAGAGAAAUAUAUCACGCGGCCAAGGCACAUAGAAGUGCAGGUAUUUGGUGAUAAACAUGGCAACAUCAUACAUUUAUAUGAGAGAGACUGCAGUGUGCAGAGAAGAUACCAGAAAAUAAUUGAAGAAGCUCCAGCUCCAAAUGUCCUGAAUGAGUUCCGCUCUCAUGUUGGUCAAGCUGCUGUGUCUGCAGCUAAGGCAGUUGGUUAUCAUAAUGCUGGCACUGUGGAAUUUAUAGUUGAUACUUCCUCGGGACAAUUUUAUUUCAUGGAGAUGAACACCCGUCUUCAGGUUGAGCAUCCUGUGACUGAGAUGAUUAUAGGGCAAGAUCUUGUGGAGUGGCAAAUACGUGUUGCAAAUGGAGAACCUCUUCCCAUGAGCCAAUCACAAGUGCCCUUGUCAGGUCAUGCUUUUGAAGCCCGUAUAUACGCUGAAAAUGUCCCAAAAGGAUUUCUUCCUGCAACUGGAGUUCUUCAUCAUUAUCAUCCUGUUCCGAUGUCAUCAACAGUUCGUGUGGAAACUGGAGUUCAACAAGGGGACACUGUAAGCAUGCAUUAUGAUCCUAUGAUAGCUAAGCUUGUAGUAUGGGGAGAAAAUCGAGCUGCAGCAUUAGUUAAACUGAAAGACUGCCUGUCAAAGUUCCAGGUUGCAGGUCUGCCAACCAAUAUCAAUUUUCUAUUAAGACUUGCUAACCAUCAGGCAUUUGAAAAUGGUGAAGUAGAAACCCAUUUUAUUGAGCACUUUCGAGAUGACUUGUUUGUUGAUCAAAGCAACCCAGUAUUUGCAGAAGAUGCACUUAGGGCUGCCAAACUCAGUGCAUCAAUUGUGGCUGCAUGUAAAUGUGAAAAGGAACACGGAGCUUUGAAGGAAAGGCCCCCUGGGGGCCUCUCAGUAUGGUAUGAUCAUCCCCCUUUCAGAGUUCAUUAUCUUGCCAGGCGUAUGAUGGAACUUGAGUGGGUUAAUGAAUAUGAUAUUAGUGGUUCAAAGCUUUUGAGACUUUCCAUCAUUUAUCAACCAGAUGGGAACUAUCUAAUUGAGAUUGAAGGCAAUAGUUCAUCAGGUUUGGAAGUCAAAUCAGCACACUUGGGUGACCACAUUUUUAGAGUUGAGGCUGAUGGUAUAAGCAUGGAUGUUAAUUUAACUGUUUAUUGCAAGGACCAACAUGAGCAUAUACAUGUGUGGUAUGGUUCACACCAUUAUCACUUCAAACAAAAAAAGGGACUUGAGGUAUCUGAUGAUGAUGAAAUCCAACACAAGCCAACUUUUGAGACAUCAUCCCACCCUCCUGGCACUGUGAUUGCACCUAUGGCUGGUUUAGUGGUUAAAAUCCUGGUAAAGAAUGGGGCAAAGGUUGAAGAAGGGCAGCCCAUAUUAGUCUUAGAAGCAAUGAAGAUGGAGCAUGUUGUGAAGGCAUCAACUGCUGGGUGUAUUCAUGGGCUUCAAGUUGUGGCAGGCCAGCAGGUUGCUGAUGGUAGUGUUCUCUUCUGUGUCAAGGAUGACUGAAAGUGGUGGCAACUAGGUCUUGCUAGGGACCAGCUCAGUAUGAAUUAAUUUGUGGCUCUGUAUGAAUUCGUGCGGUAAAGAUUGGGAGCCUUCUCAGUGGUAAUUGCACAGAGGCCGUGAAAAGUGGUUGCAUCCGGAGACGAUUUCUUUCUUGAACAUUUUGAGUAUGUAACAUAAUAAUGUUGGGAGACCAUUCUUGAUUUAGGAUAGGAAAGAAGGAUAAAAAUCGGAAAUUCCUUUAUUCCUGUCUGUCUGUCCGUCCGUCCUACUCUACUCGCUAAUUUGUUGUAAGAAGACAUUUUAACAUUGUAUGGAUCCGCAUCCGCAUCCACAUAUUCAUAAUUCAUAUGAUGCUCGUUGCGUCAUCAACGAAUUGAUUGAUU